GAACGUUGUAACCUACCUGUUACUAAACUGUAACUACAGGUGAGGAAAAGUUGUCUAUUUGCUUCAGUUAAUUUGUUUACAAUAGUGCAAAUAAGACUGACCAUCUAGCAGACAAGUGAGAGAUGGCGCUACUACGUAAUGGUGUCUAAAGGCGGGUUAUCGUCUGGUAGCGGAUCUAGUCUAGAACCGUCUGACGACUCCGAUAUUCCGGAUUCUCGUUUGGAUAAUCUCGUUGACGAUAUAAUUGGUCGACUGUCUUUAUACACAACCUGCAAACAGUCUGAAAUGACCAUAAAGAAUAGAAAGGAUAGACUAAAAUCUGAGAGAGACCCUCCGGGAACUUCUACGAAUAGUCGACACAGCUUCAGCUAUAAACCAUACCCUUACAAUGAAGAACGCAAAGAUAUCCUCUCUCAUCGUAAUAGGCACAUCUGUCCCCACCACGAGCCUAACAUAAGUCAAGAUAUUGAAGCUCCUCACUCACCUCUGACCUACCCAUAUCCUAUUGAUACAUCCAUUUUUCCGUCACACGGGGCCUUCACCCAUUCUCAGCGUUUACUAUCCCAGCAGCAUGAGUCCCUUAACACUAGCGAUUGCAGACCACAUGUACGGGAAAGCAAACCAAACCAAGUCAUACCUCAACCCACUGUGAUAGAUGAUGGCUCAGGCAACAAUAGCGAGGAUGAGUACUAUUUCGGAAAGCAAGGACGAAGGGGUUCACCCGCCCAGCCUGCAGAUGAUUGUCUUGAACGGUUACUUGCAGAAAAGAAAGGAUGGAAGUUAAUUAAAGUAGGAUCUGAUGGUGCAUGUCUGUUCCGUAGUGUUUCUCAUCAAAUUUUCGGUGAUGAAGAGAAGCACGAUCUUGUACGUUCACAGGUCAUAGAUUACAUGGUAAAAAACAAAGAGCACUUUUCACAGUAUCUGACAGAAGACUUCGACCAUUAUAUAUCACGCAAGAGAGAUGCUUCGUGUUAUGGAAAUCAUGUGGAGAUCCAGGCUAUCGCAGAACUAUACAACCGACCUGUAGAAAUAUAUCAUGGCUCAGUAGAGCCCAUCAAUGUUUUUCAUGCUGACUAUUCCAAGGAAUUUCCCAUUAGACUGAGCUAUCAUGGCCGUGUACACUAUAAUUCCAUAGUGGAUCCUUUUAACCCGUCAUUUGGUCAUGGUCUAGGGAUGCCCAACUACCAACCUGGAUUGGCUGAACCAGACCUUAUUGCACGCGCAAUCAGGGAAUCUGAAUGUACCCAGCUUGAAGAAGCUAUGCUUCGUGAUAAAUUGGCCGAGACAGAACAGGACGCAAUUAAUCGAUGCAUUGAAGACCAAGCUGUCAGGGAAUCUUAUUUCGAUUAUUUAAACCAAAUCUCAAUACCGAAAGUCAAGGAUUCAGCUAACUCUCUUCCUUCUAAAUCCGACCAUAUGAACGUUCUUGGUGACCAACAAACAGUAACACUGACCUCUGAACUCCCGGCAUGUUUAGCAAGGAAUUUUGACGUGGCAUCUUCCUCAAAAGUUUCAGUUCCCGAUUCAAAGCUAUCUGCGAACAGCAAUCCAGUAAAUGAACCACUGCCUAGUUCAUCUCAUUCUCAAACUGAUAUGGGUGUGCGUCAUAUCCCACCCUGUAUGCUAGGAAUGGAAGAAGACGGUUUGGUUGCUAUGGUCAUGGAACAGUCCAGACGUGAGUAUCUCGAAAGUCUGCGUAAUAAGCAGAAGUCUCGUUUUACUACUGGUCGCUUUUCACCAGAAUCAGCUUCAAAUCACAAUGAAUGUCAGUCUUUUCAGAAAAUUGACAGAGAAUCGCCUUCUGAUACGUCUAAUAACAAAUCAGACUAAAUCCAUGAUAACCCUGCUAAUUCAAAUGCCAACUACUAGAUAGUUUUUCUUAAAAGUAAAUUAAAUGGUUGAUUCAAAUACUGAGUGUGCCUUUCAGCUUUCAGUGAAUUCAAUACCAUAAUUACUUGUGAUGUAUAGACGACUGUCUUUCUCUUGUUUACAUGAUAAUGACUUCUGCGAAUAAACCACCCAAGCAACCUAUACUCUGUACUUCCACUGCUGACCUAGGUUUAUUUGUACUAAAAAUGUGUCCCUUUAGUUGCUUCCGCAACAUAACUGUACCUUGUAAUUAUAAGCUUUUGUUUAAAUCAAAAUUCUUGUGUUGAUUUUUGAUCUUCAUUCCUUCUAAAGCUUACUGCGAUAAAAUUAUUUAUGUACUUUAAGGUUCUGUCAGAACUUGUGGUUCACACUACUAUACUAGAUUUUUCUUAAGCUGGGUAACAACAUCCUUAUUUAUGUAGCCACCUGUUAGAUUUAAAACGUUGAUUUAAUAAUUUAAAAGAUGGUUCGGUUCAUUUUCAUUUAAUUUUGUUUAAGUUGUUCCCUUGUCAUCAAUGUUUUCCUGCUGUUCUUAACGUUGUAUAUAAUAACAUUAAUGCAACUGAAACACUGUUCCGUUUGGUGAUAUACUUUGUACUUAUUUUAAUUUCUAGUUGUUUGAAUUCUGCCGGGUCCUGAUCACUUGUCCAGUAGUUUUUUAAUAGAGUUUACUGAUGUAAAUAGCCAAUUUUAUGUAGCUGCAAAUAAAUAGGAAUAGUAUCAAA
Messenger RNA from Schistosoma turkestanicum, 2594 nucleotides. The record is from the annotation of a GenBank genome assembly. NCBI's taxonomy places the organism in Eukaryota, Metazoa, Platyhelminthes, Trematoda, Strigeidida, Schistosomatidae.